AUUCUGAUAUUCCAAUUUCUCCUAUUGAUCAAGUUAAACAGUCUGCCCAAACAGCUGAAACAAGUUCAUGUGCUACUGGAAUGGAUAAAAAGGUUCGAGGAAGUAACAAGUGCAAAGAAGUUGCAUUGCUUGAUAUUGGACAAAAGCUAAAAGUGACAUUUUACAAUAAUCGAACAGUUGGGAAGAAUAGUAAUCUAUUUUCGAGGCACUUGGGAAAAAUAGUUCGUGAUCGUAAUAUAUGUCCAUUGGGAGUAUCAUCAUGGAAACACAUUAAGGAGGAAAAGCUAAAUCACAUGUGGGCUGUUGUUAAGGAUAAAUUUGAUAGUGAUGACAUGAAUAGUCAUAGAGAUCAUGUUUUGGGAUGGAUGAAAGAGUUAUGGAAUAAAUGGAGAGGUCAAUUGCAUGAAAAGUAUGUGAAGGGUAAGCCUAUCCAAGAGGCUCUUAAGAAUAUGCCUAAGGGGGUAGAAAAGAAGCAAUGGGAAUGGUUGGUAAAAGAACAUUUUACUUCAAAAGAUUUUCAGGCUCAAAUUCAAGAAUUGGUGGAGUCUGAACCAUCACUUUCUAGCAUAGAAAUUGUUGAGAAAUGCUUUGGACCUCAAAGUCGUAGUCAUGUAUUUGGCUUUGGAGGUGGAGUAAAAGCAACAUAUUUGAAAGGUGGGACUUCCUCAAAAGCUGAAUUGUUGGCUGAGCUACGUUCAACUCAAAAGGAAAACCAGUCUUUGAAGGAUUGCGUGUCUAACUUUCAAAAUGAGAUGAAAGAACUGAAGCAAUUGAAAGAAUUUUUUUUAGUGCAACACCCUAAUUAUCAGCCUCCAAUUCAAGAGAAUGACUAUUCGAAUCCUUGA
This is a messenger RNA of Solanum stenotomum, 845 nucleotides long. RefSeq lists its product as uncharacterized. The record is from RefSeq and is a predicted model, not a curated record. Bases 81 to 845 code for a protein of 254 amino acids. The transcript has 4 exons. NCBI's taxonomy places the organism in Eukaryota, Viridiplantae, Streptophyta, Magnoliopsida, Solanales, Solanaceae.